Molecule: messenger RNA, 1606 nt
Organism: Epinephelus lanceolatus (giant grouper)
Lineage: Eukaryota; Metazoa; Chordata; Actinopteri; Perciformes; Serranidae
Source: RefSeq, a predicted model, not a curated record
CUUCCUCCUGCACAUUCUCUGACAAACAACAAGCGAGAGAGCUGUGUCACUCUGAAAGAGGACCAGACCUGAACGCUGAAACGCUCCUCUCUCCUGCCGCAGACAAAGCCUCUUCACCAUGGGGAGGAUUGGCAAGGAAGUGGCAGGUCAGGUCAUAAGCUUCAUAGGUCUUGUUGGGGUGGCGGUGACCUGCGGGAUCCCCAUGUGGAGAGUGACCUCCUACAUCGGUGCCAAUAUCGUGACGGGCCAGAUCGUGUGGGACGGCCUGUGGAUGAACUGUGUGAUGCAGAGCACCGGGCAGAUGCAAUGCAAGCUGAACGAGUCUGUUAUGAGGCUGACCCCGGAUCUGCAAGCCGCCCGAGCCCUGGUCAUCAUCGCCCUCGUCUUCGGCUUUAUUGGCUUCAUCAUCACCUUCAUCGGAGCCAAGUGCACCGGCUGCCUGAAAAAAGAUUCAUCAAAGGCCAAGGUGGUGAUCAUAGGGGGCUGCCUCCUCAUUCUUGCCGCCAUCCUGAUCCUCAUCCCUGUCUGCUGGUCUGCAGCCAUCACCAUCACAGACUUCACGAACCCCCUGACCAUUGACACACAGAGAAGGGAAAUCGGAGCCUCCAUCUACAUCGGCUGGGCCUCUGCUGCAAUUCUUCUGAUCGGUGGGAUCAUCCUCACCACAUCCUGCCCUCCUCAAAAACCCAUGUAUGGAUACCCAGGCUACCCACCAGCGCCUAUGUACCCUUACGCAGGCCCAGUGCCAAACCCGGCAACAUACGGCCCUGUGUAUGCUCCCCCAUCCAGCCGACCGUACACAGGCACCGGAUCAUACAUACCUGCCAAACCGUAUGCAGCACCGACCACAUACUCUCCCAGGCAAUACCUAUAAAAACUGAAAGGACUGAAAGAGGAUACAGACUGAUAUUUCUGCCUGAGACUUUCAGCUACAGGAACUUGUUAUGUGAUUAAAUAGCAAAAUUGCACCAAAAUACAGAUUGUAUUUCGAGAGAAUGGUAUGUAUUCCAAUACACUGUUAGGAUUUAAGAUGAAUUCACUUAAACAAUCACUAAAACAUUUUGAUUGUCAUCAGUAACAUGUUUCCACUUUUGAUUUUUGGGCUGUGAAGUAGAAAUCUUUAUGAAGUCUUGAUAUUAGAGGAAUAUUGUGUCAACAUGGCUGUGUGCACUGAGAGUUGUUUUUCAUAAGGAAGUCACUGUCGAUACAUAUAUUUUUUUGUCAUACAGAGCACAUUUUGUAUAUAGUGAUGAUUUGUUUGUUUUUUGUGAAUGCAACUUUAUUUUUGAAAUUACUCAAUUUUCAAUAAAAUGUUUGUUAAACAUAUUCACGUAUCUGUUUGUGGAGUCAUUAUCACAACAUACUGUUUCUAUUUUACGCAAUAUGAUGAAAUAAUAUCUGGCAUCUUACAAGGUCAGAGCCCUUGUGUGUGUCUGGGUGAGUGAGAGGCAGAAAAAAGCCAAUGUCAUUUUUUUCCUUAUAUCUAUAAGAAUUAAAACAAAGGAUUUUCUUAAACAAUCUUAUUAUCACUUUAUUAUUUCACUGUAAACCUCUGAGGAACACAAAGAGAUAAACCUUGUGAAAAUAAAAGCAAAAUGUGAUUCAA